GAGCCUGGUCAAGAGCUGCGGCGGCGGCGGGGGCGGCGGCGGCGGCGGGGGCACCCCCAAGAUGAACGGCGGCAGCCCCCCCGGCUGGUGGCCCGAGUGCACCUGCUCCAACCGCGACUGGUAUGAACAGGCCAGCCCUUCACCCAUUAUUGUGAACACAGAUGCCCUGGAGCCUCCCCUCUCUGUGAAUGGAAGUGACGGGAUGUUCAAAUAUGAAGAGAUUGUCCUGGAAAGGGGUAACUCUGGCCUCGGAUUCAGCAUUGCCGGGGGCAUCGACAAUCCACACAUCCCUGAUGACCCUGGCAUCUUCAUAACCAAGAUCAUCCCUGGGGGAGCCGCUGCCAUGGACGGGCGACUGGGGGUGAACGACUGUGUGCUGAGGGUGAACGACGUCGACGUCUCAGAGGUGGUGCACAGCCAAGCGGUGGAGGCGCUGAAGGAAGCCGGGCCGGUGGUACGCCUCCUGGUGCGGCGGAGACAGCCCCCGCCAGAAACCAUCAUGGAGGUCAACCUCAUGAAAGGGCCCAAAGGGCUGGGCUUCAGCAUCGCUGGAGGGAUCGGGAACCAGCACAUCCCAGGAGACAACAGCAUUUACAUCACCAAGAUCAUUGAGGGCGGGGCAGCCCAGAAAGAUGGGCGGCUGCAAAUCGGUGACCGGCUGCUGGCGGUGAACAACACCAACCUGCAGGAUGUCCGGCACGAGGAGGCCGUGGCUGCUCUGAAGAACACCUCGGACAUGGUGUACUUGAAAGUGGCCAAGCCGGGCAGCAUCCACCUCAACGACAUGUAUGCACCCCCCGACUACGCCAGCACUUUCUCUGCCUUGGCUGACAACCACAUAAGCCAUAACCCCAGCCUGGGCUACUUGGGAGGCCUGGAGAGCAAGCCCGCCUACCCUGCGCCACCACAGGUCACACCUGCCCGCUACUCACCUGUGCCACGCCAUAUGAUUGGGGAUGAAGAUUUCACCAGGGAGCCCCGGAAAAUCACCUUGCACAAAGGGUCCACCGGCCUGGGCUUCAACAUCGUGGGCGGUGAGGAUGGAGAAGGCAUCUUUGUCUCCUUCAUCCUGGCCGGGGGCCCUGCCGACCUGAGCGGGGAGCUGCGGCGGGGCGACCGCAUCCUUUCGGUGAAUGGCGUCAACCUCCGCAACGCGACACACGAGCAGGCGGCGGCAGCAUUGAAGAGGGCUGGCCAGACGGUCACCAUCGUUGCCCAGUACAGGCCAGAAGAGUAUAGCCGUUUUGAGUCUAAGAUCCAUGACCUCAGAGAACAGAUGAUGAACAGCAGCAUGAGUUCAGGAUCUGGCUCACUUCGAACAAGUGAAAAGCGGUCUCUCUAUGUACGGGCCCUCUUUGACUAUGACCGAACUCGGGACAGCUGCUUGCCCAGUCAAGGACUCAGUUUUUCUUACGGGGACAUCUUGCACGUUAUCAAUGCUUCAGAUGAUGAGUGGUGGCAGGCAAGACUGGUGACGCCUCAUGGAGAGAGUGAGCAGAUUGGAGUCAUCCCAAGCAAGAAGAGGGUGGAAAAGAAGGAGAGGGCACGAUUAAAAACUGUGAAGUUCCACGCCCGAACUGGGAUGAUAGAAUCCAACCGAUCGAUCAAAACGAAACGUAAAAAGAGUUUCCGCCUCUCCCGAAAAUUCCCAUUUUACAAGAGCAAAGAGAACAUGGCCCAGGAGAGCAGCGGACAGGAACAGGGCGUGACAUCAAACACCAGUGACAGCGAGAGCAGCUCCAAAGGACAAGAGGACACCAUUUUGUCAUACGAACCUGUGACGCGGCAAGAAAUUCACUAUGCGAGGCCAGUGAUAGUUCUGGGACCCAUGAAGGACCGAAUCAAUGAUGACCUCAUCUCGGAGUUCCCACACAAAUUUGGCUCCUGUGUGCCACAUACUACUAGGCCUCGUCGUGAGAAUGAGGUAGACGGGCAGGAUUAUCACUUUGUGGUGUCCCGGGAGCAAAUGGAGAAGGACAUUCAAGACAACAAGUUCAUUGAGGCCGGACAGUUCAAUGACAAUCUUUAUGGGACGAGUAUUCAGUCUGUGCGGGCAGUGGCUGAGCGGGGGAAGCACUGCAUCCUCGAUGUGUCUGGCAACGCCAUCAAGAGGUUGCAGCAAGCACAACUGUAUCCUGUGGCGAUCUUCAUCAAGCCGAAAUCUAUUGAGGCGCUUAUGGAGAUGAACCGGAGGCAGACAUACGAGCAAGCCAACAAGGUCUUUGAUAAAGCCAUGAAAUUGGAGCAGGAGUUUGGAGAGUAUUUUACAGCCAUUGUACAAGGAGACUCUCUGGAAGAGAUUUACAGCAAAAUCAAACAGAUAAUAGAGGACCAGUCUGGGCAUUAUAUCUGGGUCCCAUCCCCUGAGAAACUGUGAAGCCCCUAUCCUGCAAUCACCUUGUGAGAAGACCAGAGACCCCUCCCCCUGCCCUCUGCCCCAAGAGAAGGGGGAGCAAGAAGACCAUCCCUGUCCCCUUUUUUAGAUGGCUGACCAUUGAGUUUUCUAGUCCUGUUUUUCUUUUUCUCGGGAUGGACUCAUCUCCUUCAUCAAGCGACUGUCCCCAUCAUUCCUGCAUGGACCUUCCUGCUGCUCCCUUAGAAAUGGAGACAAACCCCAUUUGACAGUUUUGUGUGUUUUUUAAGUAAAAAAAAAUCAACUCAACUUAAAAAGUCAAGAAGCAAGAUGGGAGAUGGCAGAUGAAGACUAGCCUAAAGAGCUGUCAUAGCAAUGGACCUGGACUGCCCCGUGGACAUGCUGAGGACUAGCAGCUUGGGGCAGCUUUUCCAAGAGUGCAGUGAUCGCCCAGCACUGUGACUGAAGGAAAGGCAACAGAAUGCAUUUAUUUAUCUAUGUAUGUAAUUUAUAUAUAAUAUAUAUGCUAUAUAUUAUAUAUAUGGACUAGAAAACAUGGGGGAGGCUGCUUAAAUGGUACUUUGUGCGUGCAAGAAUAAUAUUGCUGCCACACCUCAGCCACGGGGCACAGAAACCUUUUGUGGCUGGGAAUGAAUUUGACGGUACUCAGUGCUUUUGGGUAUUGCUCAGUGGUUUUUCAAAGCCGGUUAUGUGGAGAAGGCUGCAUUUGGGAAAAACAGAAGCUGCCAUCCUUGAGUGUGAAGCAAGCAGUGAGCCCAGAACCACAUCUGAAGUUACAGCGGUUGUUUUGAGCACGAGAAAGUGAAUGGAUAAUGCUACAUAUUAAUUGCACAUUGUUUUAUGUCAUCUGAUGUGUUUGCAUGAGAGGUUUCUUUUCUUUUCUUUUUUUUAAGCUGGUGUUAAACCAAAAUCAUGUUUGUGUUGGUGUGUUGGCUUUUCAUUAUUCCCAAGCUUUUGAUUUUAAUAACGAACUGAACGGGUAUUCAAUCCAGUUUUUUUAACUUAUUUUUUAAGAUGGUUCCGUUGUAAAUAGAUUCCAAGCCCAUACCUAUCCUAAGACCACGUGGAAUGAGCACACCAGCUGUUCUGUGCUGCCGUGGGGCCAGUUCCCUGUGGAAAGACUAAACUCCAUCCCUCUACAGACUGAUUCUGGUGGAAGGAUCUGGCGCCCCAUGCAGUGAGCAGCUCGACGCAGCAGCCAGGCCACAAUGGGGAGAGAAACUUGUGUCGUAAAGGGACACGAUUCUUCAACCAUGUGAUGGAAUUUAGGGCCGACUUCUCCAGAAUCCUUAUUUUAGCAGAACGGUGCCCAGUUCUGGUUGUGACAUGUGAAGCCUUUCCCAGCGAAGCGCACAGUCACUGGCUCUGUGAAGAAGAGCAUCAUCCCACUUCCCUUCUAUUUCUGCGUAAUUCUUGUUACAGAGAUGCCCCCCUCCCCCCGGUUGUCCCUUGCUACCAACCUGUGCUUGCUGUUCUUCAAGGCAGGCAAGGAAGGAAGGAAGGAAUUCAGAAUGCUCCAUUAUGAGGCACAGACUGUUCGUCUUCCAUGGACUGAAGCCAGCUACUUCUGGGAAGCCUUGGUAUGUGCUCAUCCUAAGUGAUUUCUGUCAGUAUGUGAACUCUGUGAUUGCAACGUUCUCUGUUUGAACACUGAAUGGGAGAAUAAGUUGGAUCGUCAAGAAUCCUGGAAGGAAUUUCCAAGGAUUCAGCAUCCGGUACAAGCCCUCGCUUAUUAGCCAAAGGGGAAGAUUUGCUCACUUUCCUAGUCUCAUCUCCAAGUUUGAAGCAGGUGAUUGUUCGCAUCUAGUCUCCAUGGAGUGAGAGCCAUGGCUACUCUGGGAAGAGACCCACACGUUCCUGGCCAGAAUCCCAGCGAGUAGGGGCAGGCCUCAGAUUGUAGCCGGGUGAUGGUCCCACUUCAUAGCUGGUAGGUAGCUGUGUCAUUCAUUGUGUGAUUUGUGCACGGGCUUCAUUGUUAAACAUGGGUGAAAACUGUCAUCUUGCGGAGAUUCAUUCUGGUAAGCAAGAAGCCAUUUGCACGUCAGCUGGUGUUGCAAGAAACGUCAAGUGGGCCUUGGGUUGGACCUAGAGCUGCUCUUUGCUGGAAGGACAGUGAAGAACCAAGACAAGGGAGCUGAUCUUCUGCGCGAGUCCCUAGGGGGGGGAGGGCAUUCCGACGAGGGGCUGCCACCACCUUCCUCUGCUCAGCCACGAUAGAAACAGCUUCUCAGGCUCCGACUCCUUUUAUUUUCUAAUAGCCUGUCACCUUGUCUUCUAGGCCCAUGGAGGAAAAGUCUACGUACUCCAUGGCAUAGCAGAAAGUACCAAUCAUGACACUAGUUGGUUUACCAGUGUUUCUUCCGAGGAGACAUAUAUUUUUAAUAAACAGAACAUUGCAAUGA
This is a messenger RNA of Pogona vitticeps (central bearded dragon), 4776 nucleotides long. The record is from RefSeq and is a predicted model, not a curated record. NCBI's taxonomy places the organism in Eukaryota, Metazoa, Chordata, Lepidosauria, Squamata, Agamidae.